Molecule: messenger RNA, 3499 nt
Organism: Morus notabilis
Lineage: Eukaryota; Viridiplantae; Streptophyta; Magnoliopsida; Rosales; Moraceae
Product: protein transport protein SEC23
Exons: 6
Coding region: 690-3272 (860 amino acids)
Biological process (GO): COPII-coated vesicle cargo loading; endoplasmic reticulum to Golgi vesicle-mediated transport; intracellular protein transport
Cellular component (GO): endoplasmic reticulum exit site; COPII vesicle coat
Molecular function (GO): zinc ion binding; GTPase activator activity
Source: RefSeq, a predicted model, not a curated record
AAAAAAUAAAAAAAAAAGAAUGUAAGAAAAAUGGAAACCAAAAAAGCUCGUUGAAGUACUGAAUCAAGAAGGCAAACUCUAGUCAAAACCAUGAUUUUAAUGGGUCUUUGAUUUGAUUUUAUUUGUUUUAAUCUUUUAUGUCGGAGUUUAAUUUGGUUCUCGUAGCUCCGCUUCGGAAAAUCCUCGCCUCCCAUCCCAUCAGAUUUCUUUCUUUCUAUAUGGAAGAGGGGAAAUCUGAUCGGCUUCAAUUGUGAAUCCCCAGAGAGAGAGAGAAAGAGAGAGAGAGAGAGAGAUUGAAUUUUCUCUUAUUGCCCAAUUUCAUCUUUCGCUUCCGCUGAAUCUGAAUUCGAUUCAGAAAGGUUCAAUCUUUUUGCCUCUUCUUAGGGUUUUUCGAGUUCUGAAUUUCUUUCUGUCAAAUUCCGUUCCCAUUCAGGGUUUUGAGAGGUUUAGUUUGUUUAAGUCCUGCAAUUAGUUCAAUUUUUCUUCAAAACCUCAGGGCUGGCUGGAAUAAGAUCCCUGUAGCGUUAUUUAUGCACUGUUCUGUUCUUUCGAGUUCUGCGAAUCAAUCACUGAAUUAUUUCCUAACUAAAUUACCCUUUCUAGAACUGGGGUGGUUCUGUUUUCCGUAAAGUUUGAUCCUUUCCUUUGGUUCUGGGUUCUUGACCGAUUCUUGUUUCAUUUCGAAUUCAAUGGCUAAUCCACAACCGAGUUCUCAACCUGAGAAAAGCCCCAUUCCUCGCCCUUCAAUUUCACCUGGCGGACCAAAGUUUCCUCCUCCAAUUUUUCAACAAGAUCAAGCUCUUUCGCCUGCAAUUAGAUCACCAAAUGUAGCAGCGUCGUCCCCUUCCAAUGGAGUCAAAACUGGCAGCCCAAUCACUCACUUGAGCACUCCCCCUGGCCCUCCUGUUUUCACUUCACCUGUCCGGCCGGCUGCUGUGCCUUUUCGCGCGUCGCCGGCGACUCCUCAGCCGCUUGCUUUCUCUUCCGGCUCAUCAUCUAUCCCCUUAUCUUCUCCUCCCCAUUUCCCGAAUGGGGCGGUCGAUUUUCAGCACCAAGUCUCGGAUGCUAGAGAGGAUUCAGUUCCUGUCGUGGAAUCACCAUAUGUCUUAUUCUCUGCUCAUAAGGUUUUGAAGCAGAAAAAACAAGCAAAUGUUCCAAGUUUGGGUUUUGGGGCGUUGGUUUCUCCGGGUAGGGAGAUUUCGCCAGGUCCCCAAAUAAUACAACGCGAUCCACAUCGAUGCCAAAAUUGUGGAGCUUACGCAAAUGUCUAUUGCAAUAUAUUAAUUGGUUCAGGCCAGUGGCAGUGCGUAAUUUGCGGGAUAAUGAAUGGAAGUGAAGGUGAAUAUAUUGCUCCCAGCAAGGAAGAUCUUCGUAAUUUUCCGGAACUGGCAUCUCCUUCAGUUGAUUAUGUUCAAACUGGGAACAAGAGACCUGGGUUUGUUCCUGUUUCUGAUUCAAGAUCAUCUGCACCUAUUGUUCUCGUCAUAGAUGAAUGCUUAGAUGAACCACACCUUCAACAUCUACAGAGUUCCUUGCAUGCAUUUGUUGAUUCACUACCUCCAACGACCAGAAUUGGGAUCAUCUUGUAUGGUCGAACAGUUUCGGUUUAUGACUUUUCAGAGGAAUCAGUUGCGUCUGCUGAUGUUCUUCCUGGUGAGAAAUCACCAACUCAGGAGUCCUUGAAGGCUUUGAUUUAUGGAACUGGCAUUUAUUUGUCACCGAUGCAUGCCUCACUGCCUGUAGCACAUGCUAUAUUCUCAUCACUGAGGCCUUAUAAAUUGAACAUUCGUGAAGCUUCCAGAGAUCGGUGCCUCGGGACAGCAGUUGAGGUCGCUCUUGCUAUAAUUCAAGGGCCGUCUGCAGAAAUUUCUCGGGGAGUAAUUAAAAGGUCUGGUGGUAAUAGCAGGAUUAUUGUAUGUGCUGGUGGACCUAAUACUUAUGGCCCUGGAUCUGUACCUCAUUCCUUUAGUCACCCCAAUUAUCCUCAUAUGGAAAAGUCGGCAUUGAAAUGGAUGGAAAAUUUAGGUCGUGAGGCUCAUAGACACAGUACAGUUGUUGACAUUCUAUGUGCUGGUACGUGCCCCGUAAGAGUUCCUGUUCUGCAACCGCUGGCAAAAGCAUCUGGUGGUGUUUUGGUUCUUCAUGACGACUUUGGAGAGGCCUUUGGUGUCAAUUUGCAAAGAGCAUCUACCAGGGCUGCGGGUUCUCAUGGUUUGCUGGAGAUCCGCUGUUCGGAUGAUAUUCUCAUAACUCAGGUUGUAGGUCCUGGUGAAGAGGCACACGUCGACACUCAUGAAACCUUCAAAAAUGACACUUCUCUUUACAUCCAAAUGCUUAGUGUUGAAGAAACACAGAGCUUUUCGCUCUCCAUGGAAACUAAAGGAGAUAUUAAGAGUGAUUUUGUAUUUUUCCAGUUUACAAUUCAGUUUUCAAAUGUGUAUCAAGCUGAUAUAUCAAGAGUAAUCACUGUCCGAUUGCCAACUGUGAGUAGUGUUUCGGCGUAUCUUGAGAAUGUUCAAGAUGAAGUGGUGGCUGUCCUUAUUGCCAAGAGGACCCUCCUGCGAGCACAAAACUAUUCUGAUGCAAUGGAAAUGCGAGCAACAAUAGACGAAAGAAUUAAAGACAUUGCCGUGAAGUAUGGGACUCAAGUACCCAAAACGAAGCUGUAUCGGUUCCCUAAUGAGAUCUCAUCAUUACCAGAGCUCUUAUUCCAUCUUAGAAGGGGCCCUCUCUUGGGAAGUAUUGUUGGACAUGAGGAUGAGAGGUCUGUUCUACGGAACUUGUUUUUGAAUGCGUCGUUUGAUCUCUCACUUCGCAUGGUUGCACCUCGUUGUCUAAUGCAUCGGGAAGGAGGAACUUUUGAGGAACUGCCAGCUUACGACCUUGCAAUGCAGUCUGAUGCAGCUGUAGUUCUUGAUCAUGGUACAGACGUCUUCAUUUGGUUGGGUGCCGAGCUUGCGGCUGACGAAGGAAGAAGUGCAGCUGUCCUGGCAGCUUGCAGGACAUUAGCUGAAGAGCUGACAGAAUCACGAUUCCCCGCCCCUCGCAUACUUGCAUUCAAGGAAGGGAGCUCUCAAGCGAGAUACUUUGUUUCCCGGCUCAUUCCAGCACACAGGGAUCCUCCAUAUGAGCAGGAGGCAAGAUUCCCACAGCUACGCUCACUGACAACAGAGCAGCGGACGAAGCUGAAAAGUAGUUUUAUACAGUUCGAUGAUCCUAGUUUCUGCGAGUGGAUGCGAAGCCUGAAGACAAUGCCACCAGAGCCUAGCUAAAAGUGCUUUCAUGAAUGAUGUUGAUGCUCUUUAUCUUCUCUUAUAUUAAAUACAAAAUCAAAAACAAAAACUUGGAGGCUCAUUUUGCUUCUUACAAUCUCUUCCAGACCAUCCUUGUCUUCCCUUUUGUUUUCCCUUUUUCCCUUGUUUUUCUUCUCUCUUUUUUUCAAUGUAAUGAGAACUAUUGUAUCUCAAAGAUAUAAUGUUACAUGAGUAGGGGACCGAGA